Molecule: messenger RNA, 1178 nt
Organism: Colossoma macropomum (tambaqui)
Lineage: Eukaryota; Metazoa; Chordata; Actinopteri; Characiformes; Serrasalmidae
Exons: 3
Coding region: 307-981 (224 amino acids)
Biological process (GO): vesicle-mediated transport
Cellular component (GO): Golgi apparatus; vesicle; trans-Golgi network
Molecular function (GO): GTP binding; GTPase activity
Source: RefSeq, a predicted model, not a curated record
UUGUGACCACACGAGCUGACAGCGGACUCUGAAGUGUCACUGAAGAUCUAACACUUCAGCCACAAUUUUUUUUGUCAGCUGCAACGUGUCUGGACAGUUAUGACACUUUUUGUGAAGUUGAACAGUCUGCGUGUGUGGGAUAGGUUAUUUUAGUGGCUUUCACGAAGUGCGGUGUAUUAGAUGGCGAGUUUAAUGGACUAGGGGACUAUAGGAAAUGUGCAGUCUAACCAGAUCUGUUUUUCAACACUUGAGGUAACCAAAGUUUUCUGGUUUUUGGAGUCCCGUUUGGUCAGUCAGUGGGUGGGAAUGCAGCAGGAGCGUUUGCUGAAAGUGCUGGUCAUCGGAGACUUAGGCGUGGGCAAAACGGCCAUCAUCAAGCGCUACGUCCAUCAGGUCUUCUCCCAGCACUACAGAGCCACCAUCGGGGUGGACUUCGCCCUGAAGGUCCUCAGCUGGGACCACAAGACAGUGGUCCGCCUGCAGCUCUGGGACAUCGCCGGUCAGGAGCGCUACGGCAACAUGACACGUGUGUAUUACCGGGAAGCGGUGGGGGCCCUGGUUGUCUUCGACAUGACCCGAGCCUCUACUUUCCAGGCUGUGCUCAAAUGGAAGGGUGACUUAGAUUCUAAGGUUACCCUUAGCAACGGUCGCCCGGUGCCAGCAGUUCUACUGGCCAACAAGUGUGACCAGCAGAAACACGGCCUGUGUGCCAAACUGCCCAAACUGGAGGCUUUCUCCAGAGACCACGGCUUCAUAGGCUGGUACGAGACAUCAGCAAAGGACGACAGAAACAUUGAUGCAGCCAUCAUGUGUCUGGUAGAGAACAUCAUGGCGAGUGAUGUUGAUAACACUCCUGUAGACUCAGAUCCUAGUCUAGUGAUCCUGCCUGCGUUUGACUACAACCUGCGUGAGCGCUCUAAUUCUGGCUGCUCCGCCUGCUCUAGACUGCGCUCGCCUCCCACAGACAAUAACGAAUUUUAAGAAAACAUGAAACAAGUCACACAGGAAUUGGUGUAAAUAUGGUGCAAAUAUGCAGUAGGUUUUAAGAUAAUCAGAGAGGGCAUAUCAAAUGUUCUAUUACAAAUCUAGCCUGAAAUAUUAGUUGUUUCAGAACGCAAUGCUGCACUACAGAAAAUUACAUAACAUGACAAAAUAUUAAGUGCUGUUUUUUGGUCAGA